Messenger RNA from Cladocopium goreaui, 5175 nucleotides. The record is from the annotation of a GenBank genome assembly. Lineage: Eukaryota; Dinophyceae; Suessiales; Symbiodiniaceae.
AUGCCUCAGAUGUCCAAGUUCUUGUUGGCCAGCGCCGCCGUGUCUGGCACCUGGGCCUUCCUGGCUCCCAGUGCCCCCCGCACCACCACCUCGGCACAGCUGCGUGGUGCCGCAGGUGCCUCCGGCAGCGCCCCCGGCAGCGGCCUUGGCAGCGGCGCCGUGGUGGCCCUGGGUGCCGCCGCCGUGGCCUCCGCACGAAGGGCAGGCAAGGCGCAGCGCAGGGCCGAGGAUGACGCCUAUGGCGCGAGCCACACCUCCUUCUACACCGACGCCGUGGCCAAGGACAAGUAUGACACUUUGGAAGAGGUGUUGGCUGAGAAGCUGAAAGAUGCGAAGUUGAAGGGCAUGGUGAACGAGUUGUUGGAUGCCUGCGUGAAGAUUACUGAGGCGUUGCGUGUGAAUUUGGUGACUGUGAACGAUGCCUCCAACGCUUUUGGAGACCGACAGCUGACGGUGGACGUCAUCGCGGACAACUUGUUGUGGGACCUGGCGAAGACCUCCAAGAACGUGUAUGAAGCAUCUUCCGAAGAGGAACCAGAGAUCGUGAAGACCAACGAGGAUGGCCAGUACGUCCUCUGCUGGGAUCCCUUGGAUGGUAGUUCCAUCGUGGACAACAACUGGGCCGUGGGGACCAUCAUCGGCGUUUGGGACAAGUCCACGGGCCUCAUCGGUGCCACGGGCCGGGACCAGGUGAUGUCCAUCGUGACGUUGUACGGGCCACGCACCACGGUCUUCAUCACCUUGGACGAUGGGGUCUAUGAGUUCACCCUGGGGGAUGGAAACGAGUGGAUCUGCUCUCGUGACAAGAUCUCCAUCAAGACGGAGUGCAAGAUCUUUGCCCCAGCCAACAUGCGCGCAGCCCAGGAGGUUGAAGGCUACAACAACCUCAUCAACCACUACAUGACCAACAAGUUCACCUUGCGCUACACUGGGGGUUUGGUGCCGGAUGUCUGCCAGCAGUUCACCAAGGGGCAGGGCGUCUUCACGAAUCCAACCUCCAAGGCGUCUCCUGCCAAGUUGCGCCUAGCCUUCGAGGCGGCGCCCUUCGGACGCCUCGUUGAGAUGGCCGGGGGCAAGACCUCCGAUGGCGUCUCCGGGAACAGCGUGCUGGACAUGAAGAUCACGGCUGUGGAUCAGCGCACCGCACUGGCGAUUGGCUCGGCUCAGGAGGUGGGUGGAACGCUUCAACCAGAUGGUCUUGCAGAAGUAGAAACCAGGUGCAAAACUUGCGUGAAAUUCACGCGUGACUCUGCGCAGAGCGGAUCCAACUGCGGUGGUGGUACCUUGACCAGCCUGGUGGCGAUGUCCCGGACACGUGUGCUGGCCAUCGUGGUUUUAGCGGCUCUUUGCCGUGGAGAUUGCUCCAGCGACACCACUGAAUGCACAGGUGCAGAGGAGGACUGGUUGGGCUCGCUGCUUCCACCAGGUUUCUCGCCUCACUCUUCGUUCGUGAAAUGCAUUGGUGCCACCCUUGCUGGUUCGGUGUUUGCUCUGGUUGGCAUGGUGAUUGAAGGCCGAAAGGAGCGUCGGCAAGAGAAGCCCAUUUCUAGAGAGGAGCUCAAACUUCCAAGAAGCAGCCCCCGAGCGAUGUCCCCGCGAUUGGAGAAGGUCAAUUCGCCACCCGCCGAAGUCGAAGGAUCCCCGUCUCCGCUGCCUUCCGCAGAGAUGAAGCGAUCCCAAUCCAUGCCCUCAGCACAGCUGAAACACAUCGGGAGUCAGGAGUGGAAAGAUACUCCAAAGGCUCGCUCAGAUGAGAUGAAUUGGCGCAGCACCAAUGGGCGGCUCCCCCGCACCAUCUCAGCACCGGUGCCCCAGAAAUCGGGAAAGUCGUUGAGCGAAAUGCAGCAGGUGGAGCGUCAGGUGAAGUCGAUCUUGAACAAGCUCACCUGGGAGAAAUUCGACAAACUCUAUACAGAUCUUUUAACUUAUUGCAUGGUGGAUGAUGAGCGCCUGCGCCUUGAGACCCUCGAGGUCAUUGCUCGAGACGUCUUCAAGAAGGCCACUCUUCAGCACAACUUCAUUGAACUCUACGCAGAUCUAUGCGCCAAACUCGAUACCGAUUUGAGAGAGAAAGGAGUCGAAGUAAACUUCCGUCGGGCGCUUCUGGAGCAGUGUCAGGAAUCCUUUACAGUGCACUUGGCGCCUCCGGAGAUCGAUACCUGUUUGGAUUAUGAGGAGCAGUAUGAGAUGUUAGUCAAAUACAAGACGAAGAUGCUUGGGAAUGUGAAGCUGAUCGCACACCUCUUGCGUCUAAGGAUGCUGGCCGCCAAGAUCAUUUUCCAUUGCAUCGAAGAACUGAUUUCCAUCGGUUCAGCAGAGGACAUGGCAGAUCCCUAUGUGGGCCUGGACCAAGUCCAGAUCUACGCGCGGAAGGCGGAGCAGUCCUCCGAUGCCAUCAAGGAGGUUUGGGAGCUCCUGACCACAGGCCUACAGGCGCUGAAUGAGGACGACCCAGACACAGCCAUCUCUGAUGGGCACAAGGCCAUCGCCAAAGCCAAGACGGCGAACUUCGGGGAAGGGGAUUCAGAGGGCUUGCUGCUAGUGACUCGAGCGCUCACCAGCAUCAACAGCCGAAAGGAAGGUGAUCGUCUUGCGCGCGCCAUGUUAAGUGAGGCGAAAGAGAAAAAGGACAAGUCCAUGGAGGCCAAGGCGCUUCUGGCCAUUGCAGAGGUCAAUGCAGAUCAGCGUGGCAGCAAGAAGCGGGAGGAGGCACGAAGUGCGGGGCAGGAGGCCUUCGAUCUCUUCGUUCAGCUGGCGGAUCUGCGUGGGCAGGCUGCGGCCUUGCUGGUGCAGUCCCACGUGAGCAUCAAGAGUAAGAACCAGGAGAAAGAGAAGCGUUCGGUGGAGGCAAUGGCGUUCGCUGCCAAGGCGCAGCGGUUGAGCGUGGAGCUGCGGGAUGUGCGCGGCGAGGCCUCGUGUCUGCACGCCAUGGCCUCGGCGCAUGACAUCGUGGAUCAGCACAUGGAAUGCAUCCGGGCCGCGGAGGAUGCGCUGGACCUCUAUUUGGACCUUCAGGACCCCUACGCAGAGGGCUUCGAGCUCUGCUGCAUCGCGCAGUGGUUCGUGAACCACGGGCGGCUUCAGCUGGCGGUGAGCUACGCUGAGGAUGCCCUAGAGAUCCUACGCAAGGCGCCCAAGCCGAGCGCCUCGCAGGAGCUGAGAGCCUUGCAGCUGCUGUCCCAGGCACACGAGCAGCGCGGCGACCAAAGCGGCGUGAACGCGGUGCAUGAGAGCCUGAAGCGCUUUCAGGAUACCAACAACCAGACCGCUGAGGCGGCCGCCAUGGACAUGCUACUGCGUGCCCACUGCGACAAGGGAGAGUUCCAACAAGCUCUGGACAUUGCUGCGAGGGCGCGGAUGGCCUUCAAGAAGAUUGGGGAUGAAGCCGCGGAGGCCAACGUCGCCUCGGUGAGUGCCGGCUUGCAUUUGAAGCUGCACAUGCCCGAUGAAGCGUUGAAACUAGGUUAUGAGGUCUUGGACCUGGUGCGAAAAAGCGGCUCCACCAAGCAGAAGUCGGACCUGAUGAUGACCUUGGCGCAGGCUUACCUGGAAAAGCAACAGCCAGAGGAUGCCCUGGACAUGUGCAACGAGAUGCAGCACUACUUCUCGGAGAAAGGUGAUGUCGAGGGAGAAGCUGAAGCGCUCUUGGCCGCUGGUUCGCUCCAUGUGCUGCAAGAGGACUUGGACCAAGCCCGCGACAAGGCCGUGAAGGCGCAGCUGAUGCUCAGCGAGGAGGGCCUAGCAAGCGGGGAGGGCCGAGCCUUGCGGCUGCUGGCGGAGAUUUAUGCCAAGCAAGAACAGCACAAAGCGGCCAUCAGGGCGGGUGAACGCAGCCGGGCACUCCUUCGCGGAGAAGAGAAUCCCGUGGAGGAAGCGUCGAUGCUCUUCUUGGUGGCUCAGGAGUCGGUGCAGCUGGCGGUGAUCGAGGGCGCCAGAGUGGGAUCUGAUAAGCCCCUGAAGAAACACGCCAGGGAUGCCCUGGACAAAGCUGAGAAGUCAGCACGGACGGCCAUCAAGUUGUGCACCGAGAAUGAGAAGCAAACAGGUAUCACGGAGGUGUUGGGCUCCUCCAUGUGCUCGCUCUCGCAGGUGCACAUGCUGCGCAGCAAAUACCCUGAAGCCCUGAAAGUGGCAGAAGAAGCGAGUCAGCUCUUCAAAUCCAAUGGCUUCAUGCGAAAUCAGGGCUCUGCCUGUAUGUUGUGCGCGGAUGCGUAUCGCGCCCUGGAAAAGCACAAGGAGUCGCAGAAAGCGGCGCUGGAGGCUGUGCAAUGCUUCACGAAAAGCGAUCCUCCUGAUGAACGAGGCCUUGAGGCCGCACAGGCGGUCCUGGAUGCGCUGAAGCAACACUUGGCUCCCGCACCCAUCAGAGCCGCUCCGGCAGGCGGAGGCGGCUUGCCACCCCAGAUGCUGAUGCAAGAGGCUGAGGAAGAAGGUGACGGCACAGAACGGCGCGUGGCCAGGCCGAGACCCACAGGACCUGCCUUGGACAUCAAGAAUCUGCAUCCUGACCUGGUGAAAAAGAAGAUCUUAGAGGUCGCACUGAGUUUGACCGGCGCAGAUGAGGAGGAGAUCGAGGCGGACACUCCUCUCAUGGAAGCCGGCUUGACCAGCACUAUGGCAGUGGGGUUGUCGGACGAGCUGAAGAAGGAACUUCCAGGUAUCAAUCUUCCUGUGACCCUGGUUUUUGACUACCCUUCCAUCUCGGCUAUGACUGAGUUGAUCUUGGAUGGGCGUCGCGACAGUUCCCCUGCCGAUCCAAAAAAGGCUGCGCUGAGUGCCGCCAUGGAUUCAUGGAUGCCCAGUGGCCACUUGCAUAGCCCUCACUGGGCUGAUCCCGACCAUCCGCUGGAGAGUUAUGCACUGGAGACCCUGUGUGCCUUUUUGACCACCUUGGGCUCCACCUUCGACAAGAAGCAAUGGUCGGGCUAUGGGCGCUGGCAGGAAGUCUUUCGAAAGGUGGAGCUCUUUGCGGAUGACAAAGCACAGACCCCACGCAUCCGGUGCUUGUUGAAGGACUUACUUGACAAGCGUCGAAAUGGCUGGCAGGAGAAGAAGGUGCAGUAUGGGACAGGCAAGAAAGUUGAUUGUGCAAGUUCGCCACUUUCCAAUGAGAAGGUGGAGAAGAAGCUCAAUUGGAAGCCUGGGCAGAACAUCUGCAGCGCUGGAAACAUCUAA